CUAGAAUUGAAUACAGUUAUUCGUUGUUGUUUACCAUUUGUUUGGUAGCGAUUAAAAUAAUGUUAGCAUUGUUUAAUCAUGUGGUUAAUGGUGAUUAAAAAAUUGUAAAUGGUGAUGACAGAUGGUUGAUUCUUGGGACUCUGCUUUUGGGGAGAACGAUCCAGAGGCUGUGGUUUUAUCAGAUUUCUCCUUGCAUGCAGAAGAUGGAAUUGAGGCUUUUGUUGCUCGAGACAUAUACCACAUAUAUGACUCAGACGAUGCUAAUACUUCUGACGACGAAUACCACGAAGCAAUGUCAAACCUGCGAGCUUAUGGGGAGAUGCGGAAAAGGAAGGUUAAGGCGCGGAUUGAUGGCCAUGGGGAGGAGGUCGAGCAGCUGGACGAUUUUGAAGAAGAGGAAUCUGAUGAUGAAGAUUCAGAAGAUGAUGCUUUGGCUGAUGAACGCGAAGAGGAAGCUCAUGUUGCCUCUCAUGCUGAGGAAGGAGUCCAAGCCAAUGAGGCACCUCCAAUCUAGGAAACAAGGGGAGAAAACUCAAACCACUCUAGUUAUAGAGGAUCAGAAGACUCAAACCACGUCAAAUCUAACCUAUCUAACUCGGAUGGUAGGGACCUAUUCGAUGACGCACCGCAGUAUGAUCCGCUUUGUGAUCAUACUGUUGUCGAGUUCGUGCCAAGGAUGAAGUUCGCUAGUGCUGUGGAAUUCAAGGUUGUUGUCGUCCUGGAGGGAGGUUAGAUGCAAGGACACGAAUUGCAAGUGGAAAGUAUAUGCUAGCUGGUUCCGCAAGAACCAGAAUUUCAUGGUGAGAAAGGCUGGUCUGCCUCAUUCAUGGGCAAGAAAACUUCGUGUCAACC
This is a messenger RNA of Linum trigynum, 852 nucleotides long. The record is from the annotation of a GenBank genome assembly. Lineage: Eukaryota; Viridiplantae; Streptophyta; Magnoliopsida; Malpighiales; Linaceae.